Messenger RNA from Suillus subaureus, 2202 nucleotides. RefSeq lists its product as uncharacterized. The record is from RefSeq and is a predicted model, not a curated record. The coding region runs from base 169 to 2001 and encodes 610 amino acids. Gene Ontology annotation, molecular function: nucleotidyltransferase activity. Gene Ontology annotation, biological process: RNA 3'-end processing. NCBI's taxonomy places the organism in Eukaryota, Fungi, Basidiomycota, Agaricomycetes, Boletales, Suillaceae. The transcript has 11 exons.
CCUGGGUCGUUGCCAUCGACCCGCCGGGGGUUCGAUUCCCUCUUAAUGCAUGAGGAAAUUUUUCGUGUUCGGAACGGAAUUUCUACUUUCACAUUAAACUGAGUAUUUACAUUUUUCACCAUCCACCAUUCACGCACAUGCUCAAUAUUUGUAGCUAGCACUUGUUCUAUGGCUUCGCGCAUUGUGCAAAGCAAGAACUACUUGUGUAAUAUUACGCAACUGACUCUACACAGCGUUCCCCAGCACCAGCCCGAAUCCUGUAGGUCAUAUCACUUGGUUGUCCAGAAUCCAUUUAUCAAUACUCAUAAUCAUGCGGCAUUUGCAUCUGGUGUUGCCUUGCGUCGGAUUCCCCGGCGUGUGAAAAUAGCGCAAAGAUGGAUUGUCUGCAGUGGCAUGAUGACUAGUUUCAGGCCUUUGACACACAGUCGAUCGUGUGGUGCGGGCUUUUCACGCGGUGUGCACACAACUGCUGCACCUGCGCUGCCCAAUGAUGAAACGGUCAAGCAUAACCUCAAAAAUGCCAGACAUGCCGAGAACAUUAGAAUAGAUUUCCCACUAAAUGAUGCUAACCACGACAUUAGUUCAAGUUGGAAUGACAAGAGAACCAACACAAGAGACCAGUUAAUUCGCAAAGUUAGACAUAUCAUCCGAUACAAAUAUGGACCGAGAUAUGACGUGCAGCCCUAUGGAAGCUCAGUGUAUAUGGCAAUGAAAGCCCUGUCAAGAACAGGAGAUGGAGACCUGGACCUUGUUGUGCUUGAUACCAACUGGCCUCAAGGUUUUUCCCCGGAAAUGGACAUGAAACAUCUACCUCCUAUCUACCAUACUAGAAAGCUUGCUUGGACAAUGCGACAUGCAGGCUUUACUGACGUUGAAGCAAUUCCCUGGGCCCGGGUUCCCAUUGUUAAGCUCACCGAUCCUGUAUCCGGGCUUCACAUUGACAUAAAUGUGAACGAGAGGCUGGGAUUGAUGAACACCGACCUUAUCAAGACAUAUUGCGAUAUUGUACCCAGCCUUCGUUGUUUAGUAUCUGCCAUUAAAAAAUGGGCUCGUCCAAGAGCCCUCAAUCGACCUUCUGCCUCUGAAACACCCCGAACUUUUAGUUCCUAUGCAUUGGUGCUUAUGACAAUUGGAUGGCUCCAGACACGGGACUUAGCUCCGAAUCUACAAGCUGGCCUUCGAUCAAUGGAAUCCAACGAGCAUCUAUUUUGGAUGCGGCCAUCAAACCCAUCUAAGCGGAUACCUUGUGACACACGAUAUUGCAAGCACACGACGUGGGUAGCACCACGCAUCGAUUCCCUGGACAACCUCGUAGAGCAAUGGUUCAGGUUCUGGAGUCAAUUUCAAUUUUCGCACCAUGUGAUAGACAUCAAGCGGGGAGGUAUUUCCCCCCGUAUUUCGCAUUCCGAAGAAGCUGCGAAGCCUGACCAUGCCUCCCGAGGCUCUCGAUCUGAAUCCUACAAUAGUUGGUCAGCAUUUCUCAGUCCGGAUGUGGAUUCAACGACGAUGCUAGAGAGUUAUCCUAUUUCUGUUGUAGAUCCGUUCAUUCGAUCAAAAAAUGUCACCAGGGGCAUUAACGCUCAAGCAUUGCGCAUGUUUCAGGCUGAGUGCGCAGGUGCUGUCAAGCUAUUGGAGCUCGGCACUGAUAUGACGGACAUCAUUGAUGGAUUCGACAUGUUCAAGCAGGAUUACAAUGGACAUUGCACGGCCAGGCUACAGCGGAGUCGAAAGGACCUUCACGGCCAGUCCGCAACAGUCUUGAAAGCGCAUGCUGAGGAGGUUGAUGUUAUUCCUCACUGGAACCUUGCUUCACGACAGCUACCUGAAUUGGCUGAUGUUCUGCAACACAGGGACUCAAAACGUAAUGACCUAUCUGUUGAUGGACAGAUCUCAUCAUCAGACACCCUCGAAUCGUCUCAUAUAGCAAAUGGGCAAAUCAAGGACGAUGAAGAAGGCUUUGGGCUGAAGUCGUCUUACUUUCAGAGGACUGGUCGUGUGUAGAGUAUCCAUGUUAUACCUAAAAGUCAUGUUAUUGCAGCUGAAAGACACGCAUUCUACACGGGGUGCCCUAACGCAUCUAAAGAUCCUACUGUUACGACACUCCUCACAGCAUAUAUACCCACAUUACCUCAUGGCGUGGGGCAAUGUUAUGAUGAUCAACGUCGGGCACCCGCCGGUAGUGGCGCUCAAACCAGUGCUAAC